CGGAAGUAUAGCCGGGUUGGUUGUUAGGCAGAGCAUACCAGGUUGAGUUGGUUUGUAUUAUGACUUUAAUGUGGAACAUUAGUCGUGAUGAACAGAGUUUCUGACUCUAUUAUGAUUAUGCUUGUAUAAUAUGGAGAAUGGUGGAUGUUUCUUUCCCUUGGUGGAUACAUCUAAAGGGACUACUUUGCCUACCUUGGACCUUAAAAAAUAGUCAUCAAAAGAUGGAAAAGGUGACACCUCUCUUGUCAUCAGUCAGAGCUGUAACACUCUCAAACAGAGACUGAUAAGAAAAGAAAAGGAACCCUUUGGCAUACAGGCAAGAGGGUGAGAAAAUUUCCAAAGCAAAAAGACACACUUAGCCAAACAGAGGAAAUGGCAUUCUUGGACAAUCCGGCCAUUAUCCUGGCUCACAUCAGACAAUCUCAUGUGACCAGUGAUGAUACUGGAAUGUGUGAAAUGGUGCUAAUAGAUCAGGAUGUUGAUCUUGAGAAGUGCCAGCUUUCUCUGGUGCCUGGUAGCAGCUUUGGGUCAACUGGGUCAGGCCUCCUGAAUGAGGGGGGCAGUAGUGUGACAGACAGUCAUCCCUGUGACCUCUCUCAGUCUAUGGACAUCACCUCCAGCUGGGACUUUGGCAUUCGUCGGCGCUCCAACACAGGACUUCACCAAGAUAGCUGUUACAAACCAGUGGCUGCUGCCCAAAGACUUGAAAGACUAAGAAAAGAACGACAGAACCAAAUCAAAUGCAAAAACAUUCAGUGGAAAGAGAGGGCGUCCUCCCAGUCAGUGGAAGAUCUGGGGUCUCUGUUUGAAAAGCGCAACUUUAAAGACAGGCCGCAGACAACUGGAACAAAAUCCACUUUGUCACUGAGGCUUGAGCAGUGUCCCCAGCAGCUCAAUAAUCCCUUCAAUGAAUACUCUAAAUUUGAUGGCAAGGGCCACAUCGGCACCACAGCUACAAAAAAGAUAGACGUCUACCUAUCAAUGCAAAUGACUCAGGAGAAAGUACAUCCAAUGACAGUGGUGACCAUCGCCAAUGCCCGUGUCCAUGACCUCAUUGGACUUAUCUGUUGGCAAUACACAAGCGAGGGACGAGAACCCAAACUCAAUGAAAAUGUGAAUGCUUAUUGCCUUCACAUUGCUGAAGAUGAUGGCGAGGUAGACACUGACUUCCCUCCGCUAGACUCCAAUGAGCCAAUACACAAGUUUGGUUUCAGCACUCUGGCCUUGGUGGAGAAAUACUCCUCCCCUGGCAUCGCUUCCAGGCAGUCACUGUUUGUUAGAAUAAAUGCUGCUCAUGGUUUUUCUCUAAUUCCGGUGGACAAUUUGAAGGUGACUAUGAAGGAAAUUCUCCAGAAAGCUCUCAAGAAGAGGAAAGGUUCACAGAAAGGCUCGGGGCCCUUGUAUCGUCUCGAGAAGCAGACCGAGCCAAAUGUAGCAGUAGACCUGGACUCCUCACUGGAGAGCCAGAGUACCCUGGAAUUUUGCCUGGUCAGAGAAAACAGCUCCAGAGGUGAGGAGAGUUCAGAGGAAGACCCUCCUAUUGACAUCACCACAGUCCAAGACAUGUUGAGCAGUCAUCACUACAAGUCCUUCAAGAUCAGCAUGAUCCACAAACUGCGUUUCACCACAGAUGUCCAGCUAGGGAUUUCAGGAGAAAAACUGGAGAUUGAUCCUGUCACCAAUCAGAAAGCCAGUACUAAGUUCUGGAUUCGGCAGAAACCCAUUUCCAUUGACUCGGACCACCUUUGUGCUUGUGACCUUGUGGAGGAAAGAAGCCCUAGUCAUGCAAUAUUUAAACUCACUUAUCUCAGCAAUCACGACUACAAGCCUCUCUACUUUGAGUCUGAUGCUGCUACUGUCAAUGAAAUAGUGCUGAAGAUAAACUACAUCUUGGAGUCCCGGGCCAGCACCUCCCGUGCUGAUUACUUUGCCCAGAAACAACGAAAACUGAGCCGCCGGACCAGCUUCAGUUUCCAGAAGGAGAAGAAGACUGGGCAAUAGACGGGCUCCUCUGCCACCUGUCAGUUCAUUCUCUCUAUAUAGCCUUGUAUAUGGAGAGCAUCAACCUAAAUCUACAAUCCCUAUAAAGAAGACUGGCAGAAAUGCGACAAAGGUGAAAAUGAGAGGAAGAGAGCAAUGGUUAGAAAAUGGUUCUGCAGGAUGUAUGUCUGCUUCAGCAGAGCAAGGUGGAAGUUUCUGAAACUUCACCAGUGUCAAGUCAUUCUUUUUCUAACAUUGAAAAAAAGACUUGUUUUGGCUGUUGUGUUUUUGUCAGGUUUUUUUUUUUUUACUUUUUGUUCAUUCAUUGCCUCUGAAUCUAAGCUCUGUCCUCCAGGAUGGAUAUGUAGAGCUUCAACAAGUUGGCAAUGUGCACCAAAAAAAAAUCAAAGCUACAGACUGUAUUAUAGCUUUUGCCCUCCUCGUCUAACAGAUUUAACGAAUGUGAAAAUAAAGGUUUCACAUUUUUAA
Molecule: messenger RNA, 2469 nt
Organism: Haplochromis burtoni (Burton's mouthbrooder)
Lineage: Eukaryota; Metazoa; Chordata; Actinopteri; Cichliformes; Cichlidae
Gene: mapkap1
Product: MAPK associated protein 1
Exons: 13
Coding region: 373-2001 (542 amino acids)
Biological process (GO): TORC2 signaling
Cellular component (GO): plasma membrane; cytoplasm; TORC2 complex
Molecular function (GO): phosphatidylinositol-4,5-bisphosphate binding
Source: RefSeq, a predicted model, not a curated record